AUGCAGAAGGCGCAAGAAGAAGAAUGUGUUCCAUCGAGUCCAGUAAGGACACCAGUCGAUUCACCAGCUAACUACAUCAAGUCACUUGAAAGUCACAUUGCAUGCCUAGAACAGUAUGUUGCCGAGCUAGAAGAAGUAGCGUGCAUAUCCAAUCCAGAAGUUGUCAAGGACCACUUGUCGAUGCAGAGAAGUCCCAUUCUAUCAGGAUUAAGACGAGGUGGAGAUCAAAGUCCUCUACAUUCAGCCUGUCUCCCAUAUACCAGCUUGUCGGGGUCACUUGUUCGUGCCAAUCAAACGGGUCUUUCCAGUAGCGACGAUAGUACUCAGCACCUGGGCAACGAUUAUGGUUUGAGUCUUCCAGGUGAAGAUUCAAACAGCCUGGGAUAUCUAUCUCCCUUCGAACUUGGGUUUGGUUCUUGCUUUGGAUUUGGAGCGCAAGUAUCGACACAAUUGUCGAAUGCAGAGACCACACGAAGUCUCUCUCGGUUCUAUGAAAGGCUGUACUUCACAAAUGUCCAAUCAUCAUGGCCGUUCCUGCAAGAGAGUCGUUGGAAGGAGUGGGCAGAGCAUUAUGGGGAUGAAAUGCUUCUUCCAGGUGCAGAAGAUUGGCGAGGAUUCUUUGUAGACAUGGUGCGAUCUGUGGGUGCUCUGGUUGCACAGAAGUUUGAAAAAGGCUCGCAACAUAUCGAUAGAUCGAAGUCCUUCCAUGAACGAGCGAAGAAGUCGUUGCCACAAGCACUGAGUCAACCCUCGCCAAUACUACACACUCAGUCUUCACUGCUCCUUACUAUACACGCGAUGCACAGCGAAUCUGCAGACAACAUCGAUGAUUAUGCAUCGAACGCCAUGAUGUAUUGUGCCCUUUCUGGUCUAUAUCACGAUAAAGUCAGAAAGGGAGUUCGAAGAGACCAAGUGAGCAUCCAAGAUGACCGCUGCGAGAAUAUGGUUCGACGCCAAGUGAUGAGAGUCUGCUAUGGACUAGAUAGUUUGAUUGCCAUGGCUUUCGACAGACCGGUAUUUGUUGCAGAUGAACUAAUUGAUACUGAGUCGCUCUUGCAUUCAAGAGGUGACAAUAUUGUCUUUCAAGACGCGGCUGACUCCAGCCCCGAAACAAUGACUGGAGUUGCCGAAAGUGACCAUCGAUUCCAUCUACGUCAAAUCCAGUCAAAGAUCCACUCAACAGUAGAACGACUCGAGUAUCAUGCCCUGUGUCAAAACAAAGAAGUCACAAAUCUCUGGAACUCAGAAUUGAGACUUGAACUCGAUCAAUGGAAAGCAGAACUGGCACAUGUUCAAGAUCCCAUGUCCUCCUGUUCAACUCAGUGGCUCAGUAACCUUUAUUUUUACAAUGUCUUGGCACUUUUCCCAAAUAUGAACCUUGCUGCCAAUGGGGAUGCUUUAUGUCACGUUGUUUCUGCUAGCAGUGAGGUCUUGAGAAACUUCAGGUUCAUACAGAUCCCAGAUCAGAAGUCAUGCUACACCUGGACAGCUCUUGUCCAUCAGUUCCAAGCUGGAAUUUCACUUCUAUACUGCUUCUGGGCAGCACCAUAUCAUCUCGCCCACGAAGUCUACGGAUCACCCGAUGUUGAUGUAGCGCUCCUUGCAUGUUCUGCUACACUCGCAGAAUUUGCAUUGAGAUGGGAAAGUGCCAAACAUUUCAAAGCUGCGUUUGACUUGCUCAACGAUGCCGUGGUAAGGAAAGGCCGCAGGUCGUAUGAUUGUAGCUGGCAAUUCCACAACGAGCUAUAUCAGCUCAUUGGUGAGCUAAAGAAAGGUAGAGCUCAUCGUCGAGUGUUGAAGUUAAUCGAAGAGAUGAGUGGCGCUGUUGACUAG
This is a messenger RNA of Mollisia scopiformis, 1833 nucleotides long. RefSeq lists its product as uncharacterized. Gene Ontology annotation, molecular function: sequence-specific DNA binding; DNA-binding transcription factor activity, RNA polymerase II-specific; zinc ion binding. The coding region runs from base 1 to 1833 and encodes 610 amino acids. NCBI's taxonomy places the organism in Eukaryota, Fungi, Ascomycota, Leotiomycetes, Helotiales, Mollisiaceae. The transcript is spliced from 6 exons. Gene Ontology annotation, biological process: DNA-templated transcription; positive regulation of transcription by RNA polymerase II. The record is from RefSeq and is a predicted model, not a curated record.